This is a messenger RNA of Cuculus canorus (common cuckoo), 4616 nucleotides long. It is a transcript of the gene NUDCD1, whose product is annotated as NudC domain containing 1. The record is from RefSeq and is a predicted model, not a curated record. NCBI's taxonomy places the organism in Eukaryota, Metazoa, Chordata, Aves, Cuculiformes, Cuculidae. The coding region runs from base 262 to 1857 and encodes 531 amino acids. The transcript has 11 exons.
CCAUGGCGGGUGCUGCCCACUGCUCGCUGAAGGCCAAGCGCCUGCUCUUGGACCCUAAGUUCGAGGGCUACAAGCUGUCCCUGGAGCCGCUGGCGUGCUACCAGCUGGGGCUCGACGCGGGACCGUCAAGAAAACUUGAACCUGGAAGGCUGUAGAAAGGAAGGAAUGAACUUCAUCCUAGUGUAAAAUCUCCUAUAAACUAUCUGAGCACAUGCUGUAGCAGAAGUGAAACUGCGUGAUGAUCAAUAUACCCUUGACCACAUGCGUGCUUUUGGCAUGUAUAAUUAUCUUCACCUUGAUUCCUGGUACCAGGAUAAUGUCUACUAUGUCGAUCAGUUUGGAAGGGUUAUGAAUCUGGCAGUGACUCUGGACUCUGCUCUACAAAAACCAAGAGAAGUUUUCAGGCUACCUACAGACUUGACGGCUUAUGAUAAUCGCCUUUGUGCCUCAAUACACUUCUCAUCUUCCUCAUGGGUUACUCUUUCUGAUGGUACAGGAAGACUGUAUUUAAUUAAAUCAGGCAAGCGUGGAAACAGUGCAUCUGAAAAGUGGGAGAUUGUGUUCAAUGAAGAACUAGGAAGUCCAUUUAUUAUAGCACACAGUGUUUCAUUUUUAAGAUGUGGUACACAUACAGUAGCCGUGUUGCUGCUUAGGGUAGAAAAAGAUGAAUUGGAUACAAAAGGAAGUGGAUUUCAUAUUACCUUGGAAUGGAUUACAAUUGCAGAGAUAAGCAAAGAGGGUGAACAUAGAUAUGAAAUCUUUAAAAGGAGAGUUUUACAAGGAAAAUCAGUCCCCCAUUAUGCAGCAAUAGAGCCAAGUGGGGAUGGUCUAAUGAUUGUUUCCUAUAAACCAUUCAAAUUUAUGCAAGAUGAAGACGACAAAUCAGAAGAAAAUGAUGACACAAAAGCAGAAAAUGAAAAGAAAGACGUUCUCUAUUACUGGCAGCAGACUGAAGAUGAUUUGACAAUAACAGUUCACAUUCCUCAAGACAUCACUAAGGAUGACAUAAAAGUACGCUUUUCCCCUGAUUACAUAUGUGUUACACUGAAAGAUCAGCCUCCUUUGAUGGAAGGAAAACUUUAUUCAUCUGUGGACCAUGAAAGCUGCACAUGGAUAAUUAGAGAGAAUAAAAGCUUGGAAAUUACUCUCAUUAAGAAAAAUGAAGGACCCCAGUGGCCAGAGCUAAUAAUUGGUGACACCAGAGGGGAAUUCAUUGUGGACUCUUCCCGGUUCUCUGAAAUAAGUGAAAGCCUGAUGCAUCUUACCUCUGAAGUAAUGAAUCCAAACCCUGAGAAGGAAAAACCACCUUGUAAUGCACAAGAAUUGGAAGAAUGUGAUGCUUUUCUUGAAGAUAGCGCUAGUUUGUGCAGAUUUGAUGGAGAUACCUUGAAAGUCACUCAUGUAAUUAAUCUUGGAAGCAACCAGUAUCUUUUCUCAGUUGUUGUGGAUCCCAGAGAAAUGCCAUGCUUCUGCCUGAGGCAUGAUGUUGAUGCCCUUCUCUGGCAGCCUCACUGUGAUCAACCAGAGAACAUGUGGGAGCACAUUGCAACUUUUAAUGCUUUAGGUUAUGUCCAAGCAUCAAAGCAAGACAAGAAGUUCAUGGCUUGUGCUCCUGAUUACUCCUAUGCUGCUCUUUGUGAGUGCUUGCGACGAGUUUUCAUCUAUCGUCAGCCGGCUCCUCUGUCCACGGUUCUCUACAACAGGAAGGAAGGAAGACAAGUAGGACAGGUUGCUAAGCAGCUAGUAGCAACCCUAGAGUCCAAUGAUCCUAUCUUAGGCUUUCAGGCUACAAGUGAGAGAUUAUUUGUUCUCACAACAAAAACCUUGUUUUUAAUAAAGGUGAACUCUGGAAAUUAAUUAUUUGGUAUAUUCUGCUGUUGCUUGUUGUACCAGUUUAUUUAAGAAAUGGCUGGGUGAAUGAUCUGAGAAGUUCGGUACAUUUUGCUGAAGUUUAGAAAGAUAUUUUACAGGGGGAUCAAAAUUUUUCAGUAGAAUUUGUCUGUAAGAUAGACAGUUUUUUCAACUUUGCUAUUACUGAAGUAAGCUUUUCCAGAGCAAUGGGAAAAUAUCUUCUGCGCUUACAGCUUUCUCAAAUUGAUUGUCAGAGGCUGCUGUUACAUAGUGAAUAGAUUUAUGAAAUAUUUUUUCUAAACCAAUGUUUGCCAUACUUCUGAGUCUUGGGAGCUGACUUCUGGUUUUAAAUGCCAAUGUUUACUUACGAAAGAAGUAGUCAAAUAAAGAAAAUAAAGCCUGGAGUUACAAACAUAUAAUAUGCAAAGUAAAAAAGUGUGUAUCAUAAAGAAAAAAAAAAAUCCCAAAUUCAUAUGCUGUUGGCCAAAAAAUGAUUUUAAUAUUUUGAUAUUCAGUAGUAUUUGAGUGACAUGUGAAUGGAAUGAAUGGUGUAUUAUGUCUCUUAUGCAGGUAAUUAAUUCAAGUGGAGCAAUUUCAUUGUAGAUGCAGAUUUUAGAUUAUUGAUUUGGGCCUUAUGCUUGCAGUGAAGUUUGUUCAUAUUUUAAGAGACAUUAGAAUAGCUUUUAGUAGGCUUUUCUUGAAGCAAAUUAAGGGUGAAUUAGUCAAGGUCAAGUUAUACUCUCACAGUUGUGUCAUUUUCACUUGAUGUUUUACUUCAUCUCAAGUGACUGAUUUACCAUUAGAAAGUGGCUAACAGAAAAAGCGCCUGUAUUGUAACCUGAGAUGGGAAAUUCAGAAGUGCUGCUUCAGUCUCAGAUAUCACUGUAAAUAUUAUGUUAUCAGUUAACCAUUCUGUCUGUAAUGCACAAGUCCAAACGUGAUACAUACCAUGUAAGAGUACACAGAGCAUGGGGAUGCUUCUGUUUACAAACUGAUUAAUUUUAUGGAAAAAUUGUUUCUGAAGAUUGUUUUUUCUUAUUUUAAAUUGACAUUGUCAAUACAGUUAAACCAAAAAAAGGAUCGGUUGUAACAGUUCCACUUUGGGUUGAUUGGUUUAUUUUUUUUCAUAGGUUCUUACAACUCCAUAGCAGAGUGCCUAAAAAGUGUGUUGUGUACUGGCAGGAAACCUGCUAUAAUCUGUGGUAUCAAACUACUGAGACAGACACAAACACAACGAGUGGCCUAAUAGUUUGCAUCUCUUUUAAUAUUAUUUCAGACCUCUGUAAUUAUCUGUUGAGAGGAAAUAAGUGUUCCCUUUUUAUGGACAGUUUCCUAGUUGUAAUUGUUUUGACUUUCUUGUAAAUUCUCCAGACAUGUAUUGGUGAAAUGAUUAAAUAAUAUACUGAGAAGAGCAAAACAAGCAGUUGUGGCUUGCAAAAACCCCUAUACAUUCAGUAGCUUUUCAAGGAACCUGAUUUUCCUCCUCCUUACAGCAGUAUUAUAUUGCAUAUCCAAUAUUGAAAAGUUUUUCCUUGCCUUUACCUGGGUAAGUUAAAACAGACUUUAUUUGCAAACCUUCCUUUUUCAUUCUGUGUUUUUAAAACUGUCUUGAAAAUAUUUUGGUUCUUUUUUAAAAGGCUCAGUGAAUGUAUUGCUGUUUUGUGGCUGUUUUACAUGUAAAUUUUCGUUGUUGGGUAAUAAUGUCAAACAAGAUGGUAGAAUUCAUGCAGAAGUCCUUUAGAAAUGACUUUAUGUAGUUGAUUACAGCAUAAAGGAAGUGCUUUCAGAUUUAUGUGAAUAUUGAAUAGUGAUAUGAAUAUUACUUAGUAACCUGAGACUUGAUCACUGGGAACACAUAGUUAAGAACAUGUUGUGAUGUUUGGGGAAUGGAGGAAUAAAGAGAGAGUUAAGCAUUCAUAGGCAACAUGCUUUUGUCCCCUCAAGUCUCUUGUAGGAAGCUUCUGUAUAGAUGAGAAUUUCAGCUUUUCUUUGUCAAAUUCUCCUUGCUGUGAGUUAGAUAUCUGGAAACAAGUUUCUUCUGUCUCCUGCAGCAGAGGAAGCAAAGUCAAGAAAAAUGGUUACUUCUUCAGGGCUGUAUUGUAAAAUGUAAUGACUAAAACUCAAGUUCUACCCAAAUAUUUUCUACCCAAAUGUUUCAAGGGAGUUCUUGCUUGCACCUGGGAACAACUGAGCAGGGGGAAGAAAUUCAUCCUUUGUUCCAUGUUACUCAUCUAUUUGCAGUCAUGAUGACAAAGGAUUUGUCAGACAGUCUCUCUUACUUUGCUUUCUAUGAGAGUUAAGGACAUUAUAUUAUUUAAAAGAUUUGUUGCCUUGAGGAACUUUUCAUGCUGUUGCACAGCAAGCUACUAUAAUUAAAUGGCUGCAAGCCACAGGCAGGCACUUAUAAUCAGCAUUUGUGUUUCUGUGUUCACUUAAUUUUAAGGCUUAUUUGUUUAGCAUAUUUCAGUGUAGGCCUAUACAAAGUACUGUAUGUGGAUAUUUGAAGGAGAUGGUUUUCUGAGAACUGUACAUCAAUUUUUGUAGGAUUUUAUUUCUUGAAAUCUUGCAUUUGAAGACACAGUACUUUCUGAGAGGUCCCAAUCACAAUCUGUUUACAGGAUUUCUGAGAAAAUAUUUCUCUAGUAUGGACUUGGAUUAUUUAUUUCUUAUAUUCUUCUUCAUUUUUUUUCUUAGCUGCAUAUUUGGAAUGUAUCAUGUAUUCUUCUACAAGUUUAAAUGAAUGGAAAAAUGUUAAAUUUAUUAAU